GAAAAAAAAAAAAAAAAAAGGCGCCAAGAGGUAGCAUCCGAGGUCAGGAGGGACCAGAGCUUGAGCCGGAGCCCAAUUCAGUCAGGACGAAGAGAUGCCGGUGUUGAAGCAGCUGGGCCCUGCACAGCCCAAGAAGCGACUGGAUCGAGGAGCACUCUCUAUUUCAGCGCCCCUUGGAGACUUCAGGCACACGUUACACGUGGGACGCGGUGGCGAUGCCUUCGGGGACACCUCCUUCCUGAGUCGCCACGGAGGUGGCCCGCCCCCUGAGCCCGGGGCCCCGCCGGUUGGGGCCCCACUUUCAGUCCCUCCACCUGCAGUCCCACAGCCCCCUGCGCCUGAUCCCCGAGUGCCUUCACCUGCGGACCCGCUACUGUCCUUCCACUUGGACCUGGGCCCCUCUAUGCUGGACGCGGUUCUAGGUGUCAUGGACGCCGAGCGCACUGAGGCAACAGCCACCAAGCCUGAAGAGGAUGACCAACCUGGAAUGAAGCACCCCAAUGCCCGCUGCUGCUCCAAUGCUGACCUCCAGCCGGAUGACGUCAUCGGUCUGUAGUGUCCUGAUUCCCGCAACCCCUGCCUCCCAACAUCCCACUUUUGUACACAUAAAUGGCCGAGGUUUGUGCCACAGGCUGUGUCUAUUCACUUCGCACGGGAA
This is a messenger RNA of Acomys russatus (golden spiny mouse), 658 nucleotides long. It is a transcript of the gene Cdc42ep5, whose product is annotated as CDC42 effector protein 5. The record is from RefSeq and is a predicted model, not a curated record. NCBI's taxonomy places the organism in Eukaryota, Metazoa, Chordata, Mammalia, Rodentia, Muridae. The coding region runs from base 95 to 556 and encodes 153 amino acids. The transcript has 2 exons.